Drosophila ananassae is the source of this 3171-nucleotide messenger RNA. RefSeq lists its product as uncharacterized. The transcript has a single exon. The record is from RefSeq and is a predicted model, not a curated record. The coding region runs from base 390 to 2039 and encodes 549 amino acids. NCBI's taxonomy places the organism in Eukaryota, Metazoa, Arthropoda, Insecta, Diptera, Drosophilidae.
UUUCAGUUCAGCGACGGCAGCGCACAGGUGCCAUUCGGAAAGUGCGGACGUAGUAUGUACAAUAGAAUGUUUGCCGGCGUCACUACACCCAUAUAUCCCAGUCCUUGAGAGAUUCCUUAGCCCUCCUCCCCACCAUUUCACUCUCACGCGCUCUUAGCUCCAUUGUAACUACUACCUAUACCGUUAAUCACACUCACUGAACAGAGCUUUUGUCGCUCUCUUAACUCUCCCUACCCCACUGAUCCUGUCGGUGUCCCUUUCUCUCUUUUGUCAUAGUCUUACUCUCCUAACUCUCUCUAACCACCUGUUAUCAUUACUUUCUCUCACAUUACUCUCAUUUGGCAUUGCACUCUCUCUCUGAUCCUUUAAUCCUCCCACCUGCCCCCCUCAUGAGUGCGUGCGAGGCUACGGUAGCAAGAACGGUAACGAGAACGGGUACGGUUUCGCGAAAGUCUGACGCCCCCGCUUUCAGAUUCGAUGUCAUGCCAAAGAUAACGAAGCCAGCAGAGGCGGCGACGUCGGCGACGGCGACGGCGACAGCGACAGCGCUGACGCGAGCAGCGAGCACGAUUGAAAUUGAAAAUAAAUGCCCGGAGGCAGAGGCGACGGCUUUCAGUUAUCAGAGAGCAGCGAAGCGUGCAGCACCGCAGAAACAACAUUGCCUCGCAGCAGAGAUAUCAGGAGAGAUAGCACCGAUAGAGACACUCGACCUCGUCGCCAGAUCCAAUAAUCCAUGUGAAGACAUCUCCGGGAGCUCACUGGCCCUUCGCAAGGCUCGACUGAAAGCGGAUUUCUUUGGCGGUCCAAGCACGUCCUUAUCACAACAGCAACAACAACAACAACAACACCAAAAAUACAUCAAAACCCAGACCUGGGCAAGAACGGAGCCACAUAAGCCCGUCCAGCAGCUGAUCGAACAGUUCCAGGCCAUGAUUGUCCAACAGGAGCAGCAACAGCAGCAGCAGCGGGAGGCCGCCAAGGAGGCACUGCCAGGAGCCACUGCCUCGGACGAGGGCUGCAAUGUCACCGGCGGAGGACUGAGCCCCUACAGCAGCGACAAUGAAGAUCUAACCGGAGGAGGAGGAGGAGGUGGAGGUGGAAGAGGCCUCUCGCCACGUCUGAGGAAGAGCAAGGUCACCCGAUGCGCCAGCAGUGACUCGGCCCUGGGACUGGAAGUGGAUGACAGCAGCAUGGACACCAUGCCAGUGGCCCCGCCCCAAAGGAGGAUGACCCUGACGGUGACCGAUCUGCCACUGAGACCGGCACUACUGCCACUGGCCGAACCAACCGCCCUGCCGGACUCCCCCCUAACCUCGCCCACCGGGUCCGCCAGCGUCGCCGUGCCCACCAAGGUGCUGCUCGAGGAGCGAGUGGUGGCCGCUCCGGGCUCUCGGCGGGAGUCCACCCAGAGCUCCUACAGCGAGCUGGGCGCUAGUGGUUUCCCGGCUGGAGUGCGAUAUGUGCGCACCCCCUCGGUGGUGGUCAGCGACUACUCGGACGACAUCACCGCCUGCGGCAUCAGCAUGGAGGAGAUGGAGUACUUUCGGCUGCAGAGGGCGCGUGUGGAGCGGCGGUGCUCCCUGGAAGCGGGACAUGGCCAUGCCGGAUUCGGAAUGGGAUCGGGAGGCGGCGGAGCUACGCCGGGAUGCCCCAAGGACGAAGGCCAGUCGGAUGUCAGUGCCGCCAGUAGCUGCAGCAAUCUCUACUACUGCGGCUCCACCAUCUCCGCCCUGGAUGGGGGCGAGUGCAUCGUGAAUGGUAUCCGGGUGGCACUAGCCCGCAAGGGCAGCACCCAGAGCAGCAGCCUCAGCGACGAGGAUGAGGAGGAGGUGGAUGAGGAGCUGGAGCUGGAUGAGCAGCUGGAGCAGGAGAGGCAGCGCGAGGAGGAGGCGUACGAGCGGGGGGAGCGGGAGCGGCAGCUAAGCGAACUCCUGGCGGCCACACAGCUGGGCGAACGCCAGAGGGACCGCUCCAAGAAGGUAGGCGCUCCACAUGGCCACUCUGACGUCACAAACCAGGGAAAUCUCAAAAUAGAAUAGAAAAAAAUCCAAAAAAAAUUUUAAUUCUGGGCUCUACGAGUACCGGGAAGGGAAGAAGGGGACUGCCUCCUUGCCCAAAAAACAUUUCAAAUUUAAAUACUAUUAAUUUUAAUUUUAAAAUAUAUUUUUUUUAAUAGUAAUAGGGAAGGACUGAGAGGCAGAGAGAGUAGUUUGCCACGAACAGAGGAGAAAGUAUUAGUUAUUUUUUAUUAAAAAAAAAUAUUAAAUAUUAAAUAUUAAAUAUAUAAACUUAUGAUUUCUAAAAAAUAUAUUUUAGAAAGUCUUGUAUAUCUUAGAAAUAGUUUUUAUUAAAUAAUUAAAUAAUUAUAAAGAAAAAACAAAACUAAAAACAAAUAUUUUUCUUUUAAGAUUUACAUUUUUGGAAGUCUAGAUCUUAAAAAUUGAUUCUUUAAAGAGUCUAUGAGUUAAAAAAAAGAUAUAUUAUUGGAUUUUAUUUUUAAAGAAAAUAUAUCUUUUUAAAAGUAUAUUUUUCAGAUAAAAAUUUCAAUACUUUAGACUCAUAUUUUCUGAAUAAUAUUCCUGAGAUAGUAUUCUUUCUGUCUGUUUCUAAAAAAUCUUAAAAAAUAAUCUUAAAACUUCUUUAAAUCCCUCAAAUACUUCCAUAAAAUUAUAAUCAUUUUUCUUUUUUUAAAUUUUAAUUUUUCAAGACCCUAUCUCUAAGAUAUAAACCUAAUUCCCGACUUCAGAUGACGUUCUCCCCUCUGUUCGUGUGUGUGUUUGCUUAAAAGGCUGUUAAUUAAUUUGAUUUUUAUCUUAUCACUAAAAAAAAAAUAGAAAAAAAACUUCUUUUUUGUUCUCCGCUUUUCGUUUGCUAUUUAUUAUUCUUUUUUUAUUUUUGGCGUGUGUGAGAAUGAGAAAGAUAUGGUUGAAGUUUUAAAAAAAUUAGGGGUGCCUUGAUAAAAAAACAAAAACCCAAAAACAAAAAAUAGAAAUUAAAACGUUGUUUCCUUUUUUUUUUUUUAUCUAGAACUAUGGCUUAUCUUAGUUAAGUUUAUAUUGUAUUUUAGAUAAAUAUUAUGAAUGUACAUACCCCCUAUAUAUAUUUACUGUUAUAUAAUGACAUAUACACACUCCUGGCAGUUUGUAAAGAAAAUAAAUAUUGGAAGCCCAA